AUGUCCAUCUUGUCAGCGGUGGCCAGAACGAUCACGUCACGAGGCCGACUACGCGUCGAGCAGAUCCAACUGAAUUCUGCCUCGUCUACCCGGCUCUUGACAUGCUCCUGCCCCCUAUGCGGUGCAGAGGCGCCGAGGCCCUCAGAAGAGGAGUCGCACUCCGGCUUGAUGGUGCGUGCCCCUGUCUUCGUUGAGCAUAGCAACGAGGUCUCCUCGACUACUGUCUCUGAAUCACCAGAGGCAUCUCAUCGAGCAUCGAAAGGGCCAGAAACCUCGGCCUGGGGUUCCCUGGCUGGAUUGGUCCCCAAACGCCGGCCUGUCCCGCUGGUCGUCAAGAGGGACCCUGCGCCAACGAGCGGGAACGCUAGCUCGACAUCGACGACAGCACCAGCACCAAAACCAAAGGAAGCCCCUGAAGGCGCAAACCGAUUAUCGCCGACAUCGGCGAAAUGGGGGACUUUUCACGCUCAACAGGUCCACGGCCCUGCUCCUGACCCGACCGCCAAGGCGCGGGCAAAGAACAGGCCGAGGCCCGGGACGGCGGCGCCGCGGUGGACGCCCAACUCGCUUCCGUCAGAGGCGAGGUCCGGGGAAUGGGGCGGCUUUCAUCGUCUGCAGGAUUUAGCGGCUUCCAAGCAAGAUGAGAGCGAGAAGUCUCUGGUUGUCCGCGCCGAAAGGGGUGACGAUUUGGCUGUGGACGACGGACAUGGACAGAGUCCUCCCGCCGAUGCCACCCCUCUUAUUGGGGAAAAGGCGAACUCGAGUUUGAAGUCUUCAUCGCCGAAGGGUGUCAGUGGAGCAGCAAAGGAGGCGGAAAGCGACAUUGAGAAGGCCGAUUGCCACCAAGCGCAUAUCCUGCAUUCGGAACCAUAUAAAGAAGAUGGUCAUCUGAAACACCUUUCAAAAGAUCAAUGUGUCUCAUCAACUCCACAAGAUCAACCGACCGCGGUACCUUCUCCAACCACCGAACGAGAAGAAGGAAAGCCUGGCUUGGCAACCAAUACUGAACCUCAGGAGAUUAUCCCUGACAGCGUACGACGGACGGUAAGUGGGAGCUGGGGAGCCUUUCUUGCAGAUUUCAAGAAUAAGCAUCAAAGGCCCGCUAGGGCAGCAAGCGAAGAAGUCGAAGCAGAUGCACCGGCCCCAUACCUCAGCGUCGCCGACGUUGCCGCCAUAUCGCCCACUAUAUCUACUUCUGGGCCCGACGUUACUUCCGAUACCAAUGUCCGCCCUGAAGCGGCACCGGAAAAUAGGGAGAAAGUUACGCCUCUGAUUGCAGACCCUUACGAACCCUAUUCCUCGCCAGCCAAACUCACUCCGGCUACCGAUGCCCGCCCUCGCCUCGGAUUCAUAACCCAGGUAGAAGCCAUCGCCCUCAUCGAUAGACUCUCAUGUGAGAGGGGGGUCCCGGCAAUGAAAGCAGCCGAACACAGCUCGAGUGAAGGAGAGCCAGAGGUUUCAUCAACCCAACUACAUCCAGACCGACACCAGCCAGUGGGUCGAUCGGACACGGUGACGGCAAUCAGAGCCGAAGCGUUAUCCCUAAUAAUGGAUCAAGAGCUUCCGGAGUCGUUGCACGCUGACAACGAUGAGCAUGGGCAAACUGGAAUCAACAAACCCAAAAACGAUUGUUCAAAGAAAGUUGGCGCAGAAGAACGUCGCACAAAAGAUUCGCCUCAAGAUGAUCUCGCAACCCUCGCGUCGCCAGCACCGUCACAUGCAACUACUACAGAUUGUAGCAGGCGGCAUACGGGCUUGGAAACAUUCCCUAUAACUAGCAAUGGCAGUCAGUCCACCGUUACGGAACAAGAGGCAGUAGCUGCGCCAUCCGAAGAUGCCGCUUUGGCAGAUAACUUAGCUUGGGAGAAGGAAUGGCUGCGUGAGCAUCGAAUUAUGGCUGCCCGGAAGAAACUCAGGACCUCCUUGCAGCACUUUGAUCUCAUCCUGGAACAAGAGUCUAGGACACUGUCAGUUGAGUGCCGUUAUGAGUUGGAUAUUAUCCGGGAUUGGCUUCUCUGGAUUAGACUGCUUGUCGGAAUUCUGGGUACUAGGAGGGGACCCGAACCCAAUUGGGGGAUUUGUGCCCUUUGUGAGCGGACGACUGAUAAAAUCACCAGACACCACCUCAUCCCGAAAGGUGAACGUGAUCAUGACCGUUUCACCGUUAAAGAGAUGAACAAGCUUAUACGCCUCUGCGAACCUUGCCACGGAAUUAUACACAGAGUCUUUUCGAAUGAAGAACUCGCUAUAGAGUUCAAUUCUCUGGAGCUGCUUACCGCACAUCCCCGGAUUCAAUCCUGGCUGAUGUUUGCGAAACAACAUUCCAUGGAGGAGCUCCACCGUUUUCUGGUACCCUUACAUCUGCGGCGCCAGCUGUAA
Messenger RNA from Colletotrichum orchidophilum, 2379 nucleotides. Its product is annotated as HNH endonuclease. The transcript has 2 exons. The coding region runs from base 1 to 2379 and encodes 792 amino acids. NCBI's taxonomy places the organism in Eukaryota, Fungi, Ascomycota, Sordariomycetes, Glomerellales, Glomerellaceae. The record is from RefSeq and is a predicted model, not a curated record.